GACAAACAACUAUAUCGCAUGCAUAACAAAUCAACAAUCUAACGUAAGGAAAUGCGCACUGCCUUGUACCAGCACGUGCCGCAUCUUCUCAAAAUGUCAACAAAAGAAUCUUCCACAUUACAUUGUACGACUGCUGCUGAGCGAAAAGCCUGCGCACAGCUCAUCAUCUUAUUUUCGCUGAGUUCGAUGCGGUUCCCUUAAUACUGCUGCUACUGCUGCUGCCAAAGCAGAUUACCUAUAAUGUCCCGUUGUAUGCAUUUUCGCAGUUUAGUCGCUAACAGGACAUCGGCUGAGGAUUUUCGUAGUAAAUUGGUUUUUACUGCGCGGUAAAAACCGUGUUACUGUUAUUUAUCUCUGUUUAAAGAGUGUGAGGGUGUAUAUGUACCGUUCGUUUUUGUUGGUGUAUAGUUCGCAGAGUGCUAGUAAAAAAAAAAGUGACAAAAUUCGUAUCCGGGUUUCAGUUUCCUUUAUUUUUUUGUUCAUUCGACAUAUCCUUUCUGUAGGUUAUUUCGAUUUUAACUGGGUCGUAUGGCGUAUACGUACUUUUUUUUUGUUUAAUGCAUUUAUUCCAAUGUUGCUGUUAUAGUUCGUGGUUGUCAUCGUUGUCGUUGUCGCUGUUGUUCUGUCGACUCGAGGUGCAAUGUUAAGUGGCUGCAAUUUGAAAGAAGAGGUCUUUUUCUGAGAUCUUCAUUCGUAUCUGUUUUUGUCAACCUUUUGUCUUGUCUCUCCGCGUGUGUGCGAGCUCCAAGUUGUAUUCGUAUGGUUUUUUGUUUUUGCUUCUUACACCAAUGUUCGUAAUGCGGAACUAAGAAGAUGUUAUAUAGUAAAAAAUUCUACUGCAAUGAUUUAUGCAUAAAAUAUGAAAUCCUAUGAAUGCCAAGGAAAUAUUUAAUAAGUUGUAGUGUUGUGCCUGUCAAAGGAGCUGUGAAAGGUCCUUCCUAUAUUUUUUUUUUGUUUGUUUUUUGUUUGAAAAGCAAAAGUGAAUAGAAGAAAAUAAUGUGUGAUUGAGUGGAAGAGAAGAAAAAAGUAAGGUGAAAAGUUCACGUGCAAUAAUAUAUACCUAUCUAGGAAAUAGGAAGAAGCAAGGGAUGGAAAAAGAAGGGUGAGAACCUUGUUCACAGUGUGAGAGAGUUUGAGUUUGAUGGGUGCAAGGUCCCAAAAGGAUACACAACACAUCACAAAGGAAUAAAUAUGAUGAUGCUGCAUUCAAAAAGCAAAAUUUGAAUGGCUUGGCUGAGUAAUUAGUUGUUUUGUUUUCGGUUUGUUUUUAUUUUUUCCUUUUAUUUCGGUUCGUUCGGAUCAUGAGCGAACGAGGUGUUAAUGGACGACACUCGCGUGUUAGUCCCUCACCUGGACGAGGAAGUAAGAUCGCCUAUUCACCGUGUCCCCGAUCUGAUCCACAAGAAAUAGAAAUGGCUGGUAAUUGUUUGGCCAUUCCGAUGUCGGCCAUACAGACUAAUGGAAAUUCAAAAGAACGUUGCGGUCCUUUAUUAUCGGGUGCUAACAACACCCCUCCAAUAUCACCUUUGUCCUAUGAUGUGGAUGCACCUCAACCCUUAGUAGAUCGUAAGCCAUCUGUAUCUUUAUUAAAAUGGAACUCUGGCAAGAGGAAUGACGCUCCCACACCUACCGCUGCCAGGCAAGUAAGCUUUGGCGGUGGUUCGGCUCGAACAGAACCAAUUUCUCUUUCAACUUUGGAUCGUGAUUGUUUUAUUAUUCCGGUUCAGAGUGUAGAUAGGUUUCUACCUGCAGGUAUACCGCUACCACCUCCCUCCGCUGAUGGGGCAAAGCCGACAAGUCCUUUAAGUGUCCUAGAGGUGUCCGAUCCGAAACUAUGUAUACUCGUGCAUCUGAUGAGUCCCCUGGAGCCAAUAGAUCCUGUAAUGGAAUCACCGCUGUCACAUCCAUUACUUAAGCAAAGGUCUGUGGCAGCGGAACUUUUAAAUGAGGUGCAACAAGCGAAUACAGCUGUAGGUGGAAUGUUGUUAGCGAACAUGGAAAAGAGCGCGGAAUUUCCUUUUAUAGCAUACUAUUUAAUAAAUACAACACAAACGGAUCCUUCGAAUUUUUACACCGGUAUGCGAGUUUCAUCGCUUUCGAAAUUCGAACCGAAAAAUUUAAAAUACACUGCCGCCCAUACUUUAGAUUUAUACAGUGAGGUAGCAGCGAUAUGUCGUCCUCCGCUCGUCUUGGCGCCCAACGAGAGUGGCAGCUUUAAGAAAUCUCAAACUCCUUCAACUGGAUACAUAAUAAGCGUUUACAAGGUAUUCGAAGGAGACGAUGGUGAACGUUUUGAAAAGAAUUGGCUGUAUUGGACCGGUGCACGAAUGCUCUAUAGGUAUCUGCCUCGUGCCGCUGGCUUGAGGAGAAUUGCCCUGCACAAGAGCACUUCGCAAAAGGGUGAUAAAAUGUAUUUGCUAAUAUGUGAGUGUGCGGAUUUGCUGAAGGACAUUUCAUCGGCUGCAGUUUUGAUACCAGCAUUGCGGGCACGUCUUUGUGGAUACACUGGACUGUAUAGACCAAUUCAAGCUUUUUAGUUAUGUAAAUACAAAAUUAUUGCUGUUUAGUUUUAUUUUUUAUUUCAUUUUAAAUUCGUUUUCUGGCGAAUGAUAUUUUAAAAAUACAAUAAUUUGUUUUAAACAUCUGCA
Messenger RNA from Episyrphus balteatus (marmalade hoverfly), 2648 nucleotides. RefSeq lists its product as uncharacterized. The coding region runs from base 1302 to 2537 and encodes 411 amino acids. Lineage: Eukaryota; Metazoa; Arthropoda; Insecta; Diptera; Syrphidae. The record is from RefSeq and is a predicted model, not a curated record. The transcript is spliced from 8 exons.